Molecule: messenger RNA, 3662 nt
Organism: Drosophila arizonae
Lineage: Eukaryota; Metazoa; Arthropoda; Insecta; Diptera; Drosophilidae
Biological process (GO): mRNA stabilization
Molecular function (GO): RNA binding; poly(A) RNA polymerase activity
Source: RefSeq, a predicted model, not a curated record
CAGACGCAAUUUAAUGAAUUUUGUGAUUAUAAAUAUUGCAAAGGUACAACAAAAGCUCAUUUAAUAAAAAAUCGCGGCGUCGAGCACAACGCCGAGCGGCAAAAACCCAUCAAGAGUAAAAAUCAAAUAAAAACAAAAACAAAUCGGCGAAAGAAAAAAAAAACAAAUAAAAAUAGAAAAGGAAAAAAUCAAACGCACAAUUGCAGCAACAACAAAACGUGGCAAUAACUAAAACAGAAAGCUUUGGCAAGUUAGAAACAAAAACAAAGAACAACAACAACAAACCGAGCAAGCCCGUGAGAGAGUGCAAAGUGUUCGAACAGUGUGAGUGCGUGCGUGMGUUUAUAUUUGUGUGUGUGCAUGCGCGUAUGUGUGCGUGCCCAAGUGCUUGAGUAACAGAAAAAGCAACCACAGUGAGAGUGCGAGCGCGAGCGAGCGUAAAAGAGCGAGCUUAAGCUUAAGAGAGCGCCGAAGCAAAAGCAACAGUAAUUCAACAGCUCGUCAAGCGAAGCAGCAACCAAAGCCAAUUGCGCAUAGAACAAGCACAGAGGCACAUUUAGUAGCAGCGCAAAGCCAAUAAAAAAGCAAAAAAAAAUAUAUAAACACAAAAAUACAAGAAAAUUAAAAAAAAAAAAUUAUUAAUACAAGUGGAAAAUCAAAAUAAAAUACAAAUUCAUAAAAACGGCUGGACAAGUUUUAAGUGCAACGACAACGUUACCGUUGUGAAAAUGGUAAACAAAGCCCAAGGGAAACAGGCGAAGGCGGAAAAGGACAAACAAGCGACACAGCAACAGGAGAGGUCGCAACAGCAACAGGUGCUACAAAUUAACAAACCAAAUAACAACAACAACAACAGCAAAGACAACAACAACGAUAGCAAUGGCAAUGGCAACGGCAACGGCGGCAAUCAACUGAAAGCCAGCGAAAAGACUAAAAAUGCAAAUAACAAAUGUAACAACCAAGCAACGCGUGCCAAGGCGGGCAACAACAAAGCACAGCAGCAGCAACAACAGCACCACCAACAACAACAGCAGCAACAUCAGCAGCAGCAGCAACAACAACAGCGCAGCAGCAAAAAGUCACGUCGGCAGCGACAGCAGCUAUUCUUUCAGCCACUAUCGCGUAGUAGCGGCAGCCAGCAACAAUUGCAGCUAAACAGCAAUAGCCACAGCUACAGCAGCAGCAAUAAAUGUAGCAACACAUCAAUAACAACUGCUGCAACAGCAAAAGCGACAGCCACAGCUGCAACAACAACAGCAGCACUUGUUACCAAAGUUAGCUCCAAUGAUUUGUUAACAUCGGCCUUGACCGUGCCCUGUGCCAAAUGCUCGAAGCCAGCUAUGCUGCCUGGCCUGCUGCCCUCAUCCGCCUCCACCAGCAGCGCCAGCUCGGAGGCCAGCAGCAGCAGCAGCAGCAGCAGCAGCUACAGCAGCAUCUGCAGCGCCAGCAGCAGCAACAGCAGCAGCAGCGAGCUGCAACAGCAGCAGGAGCCACAGCAGCCACAGCCGCUGCAGUCGCUGCAGCUGGAGACGGCAAUCGUUUAUACAGGCAAACAAUAUCGUAAAUCCAAAUCAUAUAUGGGCGUCUCUCAAUAUGCAACAAAAGCAGCAGCUGGCAACAACAGCAAUAGCAACAGCAACAGCAGCAGCAGCAGCAACAAUGUGCCCUAUAGACGUUCGCAAAGCGAUCGACGUAAUUCAUUUGAUCGCACAUUUGCGGAACGUAAUCGAGAUUUUGUGCCUAUUGUCCAGCCGUUGCGUCCCGUUCUCUCCUCAUCGAACAUCGCAGGUGUUAUAGCCAGUGCCAGCAAAUUGACCAUCAUAGAACGUUUCGGCAAAGCACGCAUCGCCUAUCCCAUAAUGCAGUGCGGGACACUAGACGGAGCCGCCGAACCACUAUUUCAUCAGCAGCGCAACAACAGAAUGGACGUCUAUCAGAUCGACGAUGGUUUCCACUCGGAUGGAGGCACCGAAACGCCGCCUCCAUCGCCCAGUUCGGGCUCAUCGAUAGCCUCGACAUCGGACCACGGUUCGCUGGAGAGCGUCGAUACGGGCGGAACACAGAGGCUGGCGGUGCUAUCAUUUGAGCAGGUGCGCAAGCUGCACUCUGUCAUGGACGAGAAGGUGGCCAUACAUGGACGUGGUAAUUUUCCAACACUGGAGGUGACACUGAAGGAUCUGGUCAAUUCGGUGCGUCGCAAGUUGGAGGCGGAUGCGAAUAGCGGCGGUGCCGGUGUCCUGGUGAAGGACAUUCGCCUAAAUGGCGGCGCAGCUAGUCAUGUGCUGGCCAGCGAGGAUCAGCCAUACAAUGAUCUUGAUCUGAUCUUUGCCAUCGAGCUGAGCUCACCGCGUGUCUUCGAUCGCGUUAAGACCGCCGUGCUGAACACUCUGCUCGACCUGAUGCCCGAGGGCGUCUGCAAGCGCCGCAUCUACACAUGCAGCCUGAAGGAGGCCUACGUUGGCAAAAUGGUUAAGGUCAAUAAUAACAAUGACGGCGAUCGCUGGUCGCUCAUCUCGCUGGGCAAUUCGCCGGGUCACAAGAAUGUCGAGCUCAAAUUCGUCGACACGAUGCGUCGCCAGUUCGAGUUCUCUGUGGACUCAUUCCAAAUCGUAUUGGACUCGCUGCUGCUGUUCUACGACUGUGCCGCGUUGCCCAUCUCGGAGAACUUCUAUCCGACGGUGGUGGGCGAGUCGGUCUACGGCGAUUUCCAGGAGGCCCUAUAUCACUUGCAAAAGAAACUGAUCUCAACGCGACAGCCGGAGGAGAUACGCGGCGGUGGUCUAUUGAAAUACUGUAAUCUGUUGGUACGCAAAUACACGGCUGUUGACUCGCAGCUGAUCAAGACGCUGGAGCGGUAUAUGUGCUCGCGCUUCUUUAUCGAUUUCCCCGACAUCAAUACGCAGACAACGAAGCUGGAGGCCUAUUUGCGCAAUCAUUUCUGGGGCAUCGAGGAGGAGCCGCUCCAGUAUGAGUACCUAAUGUAUUUAUAUAAUGUUGUUGAAAUGUCCACCGUCUGCCUGAUGGGGCACGAGCGUCGUCAGACACUGUCGCUGAUCCUGUCGCUGGCCAAUCAGGUGAAGCAACAGCAGGAGCAUCAGUAUCAUCAGCAGCAGCAGCAACAGCAACAGCAGCAGCAGCAGCAGCAGCAUCAUCAUCACCAGCAACAGCAGCAGCAACAGCAGCAUCAUCACCAGCAACAGCAGCAUCAUCACCAACAUCAUCAUCAUCACCAGCAGCAGCAGCAGCAGCAGCAACAGCAUGUAGCAUACCUGCAACAGCAGCAACAGCAACAGCAGCAGCACCAGCAACAACAGUUGGAGUCGCAGCAAACGCAAGCGUCACCCGUGUUGGCGCUGGUCGCGGCAGCGCCGUCGCAGCAGGCGCCGCAAACGCCAACGAUCUAUAUGCAACAGGCAGCGCCGGCAGCAGCCGCCAUCUGCUGCAGCACCACGGCGGCGGGUGCCGCCGGUGCCCCAACAGCGACAAUUCAGAUACAGGCGGGUCCGCCGGGCUUGAUCUAUGCCAAUGGCGUUUACUAUGCACCUGUGAUACCCAGCACCAUUUGCACAUGCAAUUCGACCUGGUUGAGCACGUGAUUGGAAGAGCAGCAGCAGCAGCAACUCGAACCACAACAGCAGCAGCAACAACAACAACAGCAACAC